AUGUGGAGAGUGGUUUUACGCGCUCUGUUAGAGAUACGUUUUCGCGAUGACCGUGAACAUCCAGAAUGGAGCCAAGCAAUAAUUUCAUUCUACAGGAAUCCAAGUAAGGAGCAAUUUGAGACGCGGUCGGGUCUCCGGGUAGCUUUGGACACGAAUACGACGGCAGUCAUAGAGCGCGGGGGUCAAUCCGAUUCAACGACGACUCCAUCCGCGAAGGACAUAGUCAUGGAAACUUUGCGACUUUAUCCUCCGACCCGGCGAAUCUAUCGGGUGUACCAAUGGGCUCAGAAUUUAAGCUCAGAUGAUCCAGGAACCGAUGAUACUACUCCCGCAUUCAUAGCGGCAGAUGUGGAAGCGUGCCAUAUAAGAUCCGAUAUAUGGGGACCAGGUGCCGCUACAUUUGAUCCGACCCGCUGGGUAAACCCAACAAGGGAGCAAAGGGAAGCGUUCAUGCCUUUUGGCAGUAAGCCAUUUGAAUGCCCAGCAAAGGCUGUGUUUGGACCCCGAAUGAUCGGAACACUAUUGGGGGCAUUGCUUGUUGUUCUGAAUGGUGAUGAGCAGAGGCCCAACAUAGCAUGGGUGCUUAAGUUCUCCGAUGAUGAUUUGAUGAAAUUUACUAUAGAUUCAAAGGAAAGGCUAGGUUUGGAGAGGGAUGCAUUUGAUGAUUUGGAGUUGUGUGGUUCUUGGGAGUAG
Messenger RNA from Penicillium manginii, 693 nucleotides. RefSeq lists its product as uncharacterized. The coding region runs from base 1 to 693 and encodes 230 amino acids. The record is from RefSeq and is a predicted model, not a curated record. The transcript has a single exon. NCBI's taxonomy places the organism in Eukaryota, Fungi, Ascomycota, Eurotiomycetes, Eurotiales, Aspergillaceae. Gene Ontology annotation, molecular function: heme binding; oxidoreductase activity, acting on paired donors, with incorporation or reduction of molecular oxygen; monooxygenase activity.